AUGGUCUUCGGCUUUACGGGAUAUACCAUUUUGUCUCGAUCGAGCGGCAUUGGAAUGGCUAUAGCAGGCCAGACAAUAGCGGGCCUUGGUCAACCAACACAAGCAUUGACGCAUGCGAACAUGUCUGAAAUCAUUCCACGAAAGUACCGCCCAUACGCUCGAGCUGCAGUUCAGAUCUCGGUCUCGCUGGCAUCGGUGACCGCUCUGUACGCUGGAGGAGCCAUGGCGAGAGCCAAUCCUGAAGGUUUCCGGAAUUUCUUCUACUUCAACACGGCCAUCUUCUUCUUCAACGCCGUGGUAUUCGCACUCCUCUACCAGCCAUCUGCUCGUGCGCUUCAGCAAUUGAGUACCUGGGCAAAAAUUAGCACUUCGAUAUCGGUGGAAUGUGUAUGA
Molecule: messenger RNA, 393 nt
Organism: Exophiala xenobiotica
Lineage: Eukaryota; Fungi; Ascomycota; Eurotiomycetes; Chaetothyriales; Herpotrichiellaceae
Exons: 1
Coding region: 1-393 (130 amino acids)
Biological process (GO): transmembrane transport
Molecular function (GO): transmembrane transporter activity
Source: RefSeq, a predicted model, not a curated record